This is a messenger RNA of Phoenix dactylifera (date palm), 914 nucleotides long. NCBI's taxonomy places the organism in Eukaryota, Viridiplantae, Streptophyta, Magnoliopsida, Arecales, Arecaceae. The record is from RefSeq and is a predicted model, not a curated record.
CCGUGUCCACUAAUUCCCUCCGGUGUUCUCCUCGAUCGGCAGCCAUCUCCGACUCCCCCACUUUCCCUUCUAUAUUUCCUUGCAACCAAAGCUCUUUUCUCAUCCAAUCUCGUCCCUAAUCCUUCGUACUCUCUCUAAAAGAUAGUUACAAAACCUCGUAAUCCAGAGAGGGAGAAGGGAUGAGCUCUGUGUGCACGUCGUCUGUGGGGUGCGUUGACGCGCGUGUGCCGGUGAGGGCGACCUAUGUCAACCUCUACAAGUGGCCGGAAUCCGACGCCGAGUUUGUGAAGUCGGUGGCCGGAAGAAGUAGAGAAGGAAGCGAUCCCAGCCACAACGGCAGCGUCGAUGGGAGGAGGAAGUGGGGGCCAAGUCCAAGGGUGGUGGAUAGCUACUCAUGCCGGCAGAUGUAUCUGAGGAGCUACACCUUCUCCAGGAAGGAGAGCUUCCCCGAGAAGACUCAGCGGUGCCUCGGUAAAGUUAAGGAGAAGGCCGCCGUCUGCCCUUUCCUCCACCAGAGGUCGGACAGCUUCGGUAGUAUCCAUUCCAGUAUCAGUCACAAGGAUGACGAGAAGAGGAAGAAAAACAACAACAACAACAACAACAACAACAAGAAGAAGGGGUGCGUGGCCGCGAAGAAGUUCCUCAAUUUCAUCUUCCGACGCCUCCUCUUCUGCACCACCAGCGUCGACGUGGCGGAUCGCUCCUCGCCUUCAUGAGGGUAUAUAUCAAGCUAAUAUCUCAUCCUAUUUCUUCUUGCUUCCCUUUAAUUUAUACUUCUUGUGUUCUCUCCCUCCUCCAAAGCGAUGCCCUUAUUCGCUAGAGAUGAAGUAUAUUUACAUGCAUGUCUCGGUCCGGAAGGUGCUAUCUUAGUUUUGUAUAUGUGAAGGCGGAUAAAUAUACUGCUCUUGUUCUCC